Meira miltonrushii is the source of this 570-nucleotide messenger RNA. RefSeq lists its product as uncharacterized. The transcript has a single exon. Lineage: Eukaryota; Fungi; Basidiomycota; Exobasidiomycetes; Exobasidiales; Brachybasidiaceae. The coding region runs from base 139 to 336 and encodes 65 amino acids. The record is from RefSeq and is a predicted model, not a curated record.
GAAGGGAAGGAGGAGGAAGGGUAGAGGGAGAAACACUUGACAUCAACAGUUGGCUUUCCUCUGCCCUCCUUCUUAUGGUCCACCUCACACUCUUUGGCUUCGCAUCCGUUCAACAUUACCGGAAAAGUCCGUCAUCUUAUGUUGGGUGGAAGUGAGGUCGAUCAAGUCGGGCAAAAUUCUUCAUUCGAGGAUGGCUAUGCACUCGCAUUCACGGCGCUCUUGCAAGCGAUCACUGGCAGUCGAAGAAGCAUCGGUCUUGAGCGCAUACCUCUUUGGAUGACGGAUCAAAUACACUUCAUUAAAGAAGCGUCCAUCCUGUCCGACUUGUUGACAUGACGGGAGCAAGAUGAGCCAAACGUUUCGUCUCGCAACUUCCCAAAGACCCUCCUCCAAAAAGACCCUCCUCCAAACACAAACACCUAGAGGGUGAUGAUUGCAGAGUGAGAAGAGGGAGGAGUGAGCAAGGGUGGAGUGAGAAGAGGGUGGUGAUUGUGAAAUGGGAAGAGGAUGAUGAUGAUUGCGGAGUAAGGAGAGGAUGAUAACGGCGGAACGAGGAGAGAAAAAUGACGG